Scophthalmus maximus (turbot) is the source of this 7356-nucleotide messenger RNA. RefSeq names its product microtubule associated serine/threonine kinase 2 (gene mast2). Bases 642 to 6719 code for a protein of 2025 amino acids. Gene Ontology annotation, molecular function: magnesium ion binding; protein binding; ATP binding. The record is from RefSeq and is a predicted model, not a curated record. Lineage: Eukaryota; Metazoa; Chordata; Actinopteri; Pleuronectiformes; Scophthalmidae. Gene Ontology annotation, cellular component: microtubule cytoskeleton. The transcript is spliced from 33 exons. Gene Ontology annotation, biological process: peptidyl-serine phosphorylation; intracellular signal transduction.
CGUCACAGUGACCCAGUCGGAGCAGAGGAGUCAGGAAACGAGUCGAGUCGCGUCGCGGCUGCAGGUCGACAACGGAGCUCGCUCGUUCCCGGCGGCGUCAGAAAUAAAAACACGGAGCUCAGCCUCUUUCUUACCUGAGGAAUGAAGGCGGGCUGUCUGGAGCGGACAGCCGCAGCCUGACGAACCGCCGAGAACCAGGCGGGAGUCACCGGGAGCCGUCCCCCCGGGAGGCAGCGGUGGAGCAGUGAAAGGUGGCCGACCUGUCACGGAUGUGGCUGGCGGCGGUGCAGGGCAGGUAGCCCGGCUAGCCGCGCAGCUAGGCGGCGCGCAGCAGGCAGCUAGCUCCGGUAGCUAGCUAGCUACUACACGAACUAAAUCACAAGCCGAUAAUAAGCUCGUCACUGCGGGUUUUCCCCUCUUCCUCUCCCCUUGACGUGGAGCCACCCGCGGGGAAGGUGACACGGGAUGGCUGUCCGGCACAAACUCCCGGCUCGAUUCUCAACUCAUCCAGCGGCGAGCCCCGGGGGGUCGCGGAGGGCGACGCCGGCCGAGCGGACGCGCUGAGCCCGGACACAGGCGAACGGAAGGCACCGACAGAGAGAGGAGUUGUUCUAUUGUUAGUUGACGGUGAAGUUGAGGGGAUGAGGAGGACGGAAAAUAAGAACAAGAGGAAACUCUGUAACAUGGAGCCGCGGGGCAGCGGCGCGGAGGACAAGGACGUGAAGGAGUUUGCGGCUCCGCCCCCUCUCCUCUUCAGGAAGCUGAGCAAUCCAGACCUGUCCCCCGCGGCGACCGCCGCCACGAAGUCCAAACUGCACCGACAGCUCAGUCAGGACGAGAGCCGGGCCCGACGCAGCAGUGUGGCCAUGACUGGGAAGCAGCUGCUGCCUCUGUCCUGCAGUCUGCACGCCGGGGUGAGUCAGCUGACCUGGCAGGGCCCCUGCGGAGGCUUCGGGGGCCCCGGGGCCGUGGGCGGAGCCCCUGCAGGAGGAGGAGCAGAGGUCAACAACCUGGUCCGGAUGAGAAGCCAGACGCUGGGACAGUCGGCUCCGUCGCUCACCGGCCUGAAGGAGCUGAGUCUUCCCAGGAGAGGCAGCUUAAUCUGGUCGCCGGCUCAGCUGCGUUGCCACAGCAACAGCAGCCUCCUCCAGCACCUGCUGUCCCCCACUUCCUUCCAUCCCUCCGCCGCUCAGGCGCCCGUCAUCACCCUCUCUCCCUCCUCCUCCUCCUCUCCCUCCCUCUGCUCUUCAGACGGCCCUUUGUCAGCCCCUGUUCACCAGCGAGGAAACCCCUUCCUCUGGAGCUGUCGGACGAGCAACAGGAAGAGUCUGAUAGUGACGUCCAGCACCUCCCCCACCCUGCCGCGACCACACUCCCCUCUGCAUGGACACACAGGCACCAGCCCACUGGACAGUCCUCGCAACUUCUCCCCCAACACGGCCGCACACUUCUCCUUCAUCCCGGCACGCAGUCACGGACACAGAUCCGACAGGACGGAUGGACGACGCUGGUCUCUGGCCUCUCUGCCGUCCUCGGGAUAUGGCACCAACACUCCCAGCUCCACCGUCUCGUCCUCCUGUUCAUCUCAGGAGAAGCUGCACCAGCUGCCCUUCCAGCCGACGCCCGACGAGCUGCACUUCCUCACCAAGCACUUCAGCUCCGAGAGCAUCACGGACGAGGAGGGGCGCCGCUCGCCCGCCAUGAGACCGCGCUCCCGCAGCCUCAGCCCCGGGCGCUCGCCCAUCUCCUUCGACCAUGAGAUCGUGAUGAUGAACCACGUGUACAAGGAGAGGUUCCCCAAGGCCACGGCCCAGAUGGAGGAGCGUCUGGCCGAGCUGCUCUGCUCCUUCUCGGACCCGGCGAGGGUUUGCCCGCUGGCCGACGGCGUGCUGAGCUUCAUCCACCACCAGCUGACGGAGCUGUCCAGGGACUGUCUGGAGAAGAGCCGCGAGGGCGUCAUCACCUCGCGCUACUUCUACGAGCUGCAGGAGAAUCUGGAGAGGCUGCUGCAAGACGCCCACGAGCGCUCGGAGAGCGUGGAGGUGACCUUCGUCACGCAACUGGUGAGGAAGCUGAUGAUCAUCAUCGCCCGACCUGCUCGUCUGCUCGAGUGUCUGGAGUUCGACCCGGAGGAGUUCUACCACUUGUUGGAAGCAGCUGAGGGUCAUGCCAAGGAAGGACAGGGCAUCAAGUGUGACAUCCCCCGAUACAUCAUCAGCCAGCUGGGCCUCACCCGGGACCCACUGGAGGAAAUGGCCCAGCUGAGCAGCUACGACAGCGGGAACCCGGAGACCCCGGAGACGGACGACUCGGUGGACAACCGAGGAACCCCCGUCCCGGCUGCUCCUCCGCAGACGAAGACCAAACCGCCCCGAGAGGAGGACUUUGAAACCAUCAAGCUCAUCAGUAACGGAGCCUACGGCGCCGUGUUCCUGGUGCGUCACAAGGAGACGCGGCAGCGCUUCGCCAUGAAGAAGAUCAACAAGCAGAACCUGAUCCUGAGGAACCAGAUCCAACAGGCCUUCGUGGAGCGAGACAUCCUGACGUUCGCCGAGAACCCGUUCGUGGUCUCCAUGUUCUGCUCCUUCGAGACCCGGAGGCACCUGUGCAUGGUGAUGGAGUACGUGGAGGGUGGAGACUGCGCCACGCUGCUGAAGAACAUCGGAGCGCUGCCGGUCGACAUGGCUCGGAUGUACUUCGCCGAGACCGUCCUCGCUCUGGAGUAUCUGCACAACUACGGCAUCGUGCACCGAGACCUCAAACCUGACAAUCUCCUCAUCACGUCCAUGGGACACAUCAAACUGACGGACUUCGGCCUCUCGAAGAUCGGCCUGAUGAGUCUGACCACCAACUUGUACGAAGGACACAUCGAGAAGGACACCAGAGAGUUCCUGGACAAGCAGGUGUGUGGGACUCCGGAGUACAUCGCCCCCGAGGUGAUCCUGCGUCAGGGCUACGGGAAGCCGGUGGACUGGUGGGCGAUGGGCGUCAUCCUAUACGAGUUCCUGGUCGGCUGCGCUCCGUUCUUCGGAGACACGCCGGAGGAGCUGUUCGGUCAGGUGAUCAGCGAUGAAAUCAUCUGGCCGGAGGAAGAGGAGGCUCUGCCUCAGGAGGCACAGGACCUCAUCUGCAAACUGCUGAGGCAGAAUCCACUGGAGCGACUGGGCACUGGAAGUGCGUUCGAGGUGAAGCAGCACUUGUUCUUCAAGGAGCUCGACUGGAACAGUCUGCUGAGACAGAAAGCAGAGUUCAUCCCUCAGCUGGAGUCUGAGGACGACACCAGCUACUUCGACACUCGUUCUGAUCGUUAUCACCACGUGGAUUCUGAAGAGGAAGACGACACCAACGACGACGAACACGUGGAGAUGCGACAGUUCUCCUCCUGCUCGCCUCGAUUCAGCAAGGUUUACAGCAGCAUGGAGCGUCUGUCGCUGCACGAGGAGAAACGGACGCCGCCGCCGACCAAGCGCAGCCUCAGCGAGGAGGGAGGAGACCGGAUCGACAGCCUGAGCGGACUCAAGUCCAGAGACCGGUCGUGGCUCGUCGGGUCUCCGGAGAUCCUGCGGAAGCGUCUGUCCGUCUCGGAGUCGUCCCACACGGAGAGCGACUCCAGCCCGCCACUGACGGUCCGGAGGCGCUGCUGCUCCGCCAUCAUCGAGAUGCCUCGCUUCGCCAUCUCGUCUGAGGAGGAGGGAGCUCAGGGGCAAGGUGCGGCAGGAAGUCGUAAGAGUCCCAGCCUGCUGGGGCUGAGCGCGGCGAGGGGCCCGCGCGGCGACGAACUGCCCCUCGCCAUCCCCGAGCUGCCGCUUGAGAGGGAGCUGAAGCUGGACGAGUCCCCCACCACGCCGAGCUCCACCUGCAGUCAGCUGAGCAGGGCCACACUCACACCGGGCAGCUCCGGCGACGUGUGCGAACGCGCGACUGGCGGUACUGGUGUCAACGCCAAAUCCGACAGCGACUCUCCGUCGACUCCUAAAGCCAUCAGCGACCUGGCGGCUCGCCGGGCUCGACACCGGCUGCUCUCCGGAGACGCAGACAAACACGCAGCGCCUCCGAGCUCCCGGCCGCUCAACAAGGUCAUCAAGUCGGCCUCGGCCACGGCGCUGUCGCUGAUGAUCCCGGCAGACCACUACGGAGCGUCUCCGCUGGCCAGCCCCAUGUCGCCGCACUCGCUGUCGUCCAACCCGUCGUCGCGAGACUCGUCGCCCAUCCGCGACCUGUCGCCGGCCGUGAGCUGCGUCAAACCCGCCAUCGUGAUCCACCGGGCGGGGAAGAAGUACGGCUUCACGCUGAGGGCGAUCCGGGUCUACAUGGGUGACUCGGACAUCUACUCUGUGCAUCACAUGGUCUGGCACGUGGAGGACGGGGGUCCGGCCCACGAGGCGGGUCUGAGGGAGGGCGACCUCAUCACCCAGGUGAACGGGGAGCAGGUCCACGGUCUGGUCCACACUGAGGUGGUGGAGCUCAUCCUGAAGAGCGGCGCCAAAGUGUCCAUCUGCGCCACGCCGUUUGAGAACACGUCCAUCAAAGUCGGCCCCGCCCGCAAGACGAGCCACAAGUCCAAGAUGGCGAGACGCAACAAGAAGACCAAGACCAAGGAGGGUCAGGACAGUAAGAAGAGGACGUCUCUGUUCAGGAAGAUCACCAAGCAGGCGUCGCUGCUCCACACGAGUCGUAGCCUCUCGUCCCUGAACCGCUCGCUGUCGUCGGGCGAGAGCGGCCCCGGGUCCCCGACGCACAACCUGUCGCCACGGAGCCCGACGCAGGGCUACAGGUCCACGCCAGACUCCGCCCACUCAGUCGGUGGUAACUCGUCCCAGAGCAGCUCCCCGAGCUCCAGCGUCCCGAACUCGCCGGCGAGCUCGGGCCACAUCAGGCCCAGCUCGCUCCACGGCCUCGCCCCGAAGCUCCAGCGCCAGUACCGCUCGCCCCGGCGCAAGUCCGCCGGCAACAUCCCGCUAUCGCCUCUGGCUCGCACGCCCUCCCCCACGCCCCAGAGCAGCUCGCCGCAGCGCUCGCCCUCCCCGCUGUCCGGCCACGCUCUGGGAGCGCAGGGCGCCACGGGCCAGUCGUUCCCCGUGAAGCUCCACUCGUCCCCGCCGCUUGCGAGGCAGAUCUCCCGACCCAAGAGCGCAGAGUCUCCGCGCUCGCCGCUCCUCAAGCGGGUGCAGUCGGCGGAGAAGCUGGCGUCCUCGCUCUCCAACCCGCCCUCGUGUCCCUCGGGGGCGGCGGCGGCGGCGGGAGCAGCGGGGAGUCGUAAACACAGUCUGGAGAUUCUGCAGCGGGAGCCGAGCCUGCAGAGCCUCCAGGAGUCGGCCAGCGAGGGACUGCUGUCCUCCGCAGGGCGCGGCGUAGAGACGGGCAGCCUGCAGAAACACGCCUCCUCUUCGUCCAGGAAGUUAGGACGCCAGGAGGGAGACGGGUCCCUGGUCCCGGUGUCCGGCCCGCUGGGCCUGGCCCCUGGCAAGAGCAAACUGAAGGACAAGCUGUCGGCCAUCCGGCAGGACCGGGCCGAGCGCCGGGAGUCGCUGCAGAAGCAGGACGCCAUCCACGAGGUGGACUCGUCGGAGGACGAGACGGACGAGGGCUCGGAGGACAGCCAGGACGGACGCCGGGGGGCCACCUUCACCCCUCCGCCCCUCCUGAGGCCCACCACCGUGAGGACGGGGCCCGGAGGAACCCUGCCGUCCCUCUGCCUCUCCCCCUUCACCCACACGGGCCGGCCCACUCCGUCGCACACCAGCCUGCCCUCCGUCACGGAGACCAGGCCCGGGCAGAGCAGCGCCGCCUCGUCCGCGGACGACGGCGUUGUGAGGCGAGAGAAGAAGGUUUUGGAGCAGAGCGCAACCCGCCCCCUUCCCUUCUCCACGCCGGGCAGCGCGUUCAUCUCCGUCUGCAAGGACACGUUCCUCAAACCCGCUCCUCCGCCGGACCCCCGGAGCGCGAGGGCGAAGACGUCAGAGUCUAGAGCUGAAGACCGAACCCUGGUCAGCCCCAGAACCACCGGCCCACCUACGAGCACCACGAGCACCACAAGCACCUCUGACUUUAGAACCACCAGUACGACCAGUGUCACCACAGAUCAGACCACGGAGACCCCCCGCCCCUCCUGCUCGUCCCCGGGCGUCCCCAAGGAGAAGAAGGAGGCCGACAACCGGAGACUAUGUGCGGUGGCCGUUGCCUCAAGUCUGAGCACAACCUCCUCCUCCUCUUCCUCCUCCUCGUCCUCCUCCUCGUCCUCGUCAUCCACCUCCAGCUCCAACUCCACGUCCAGCUCCCCGGUCCCGCCCCCUGACAGCGGCGUGGACAAGGUGGUGUCCCAGCUGGCGAUCGUGGCCACGAGCGUCCUAGGUCCGGUCAAACUCAAAAGCGCUGCGGCUGCGGACGAGAGCGUGAAAGAGCGGAAACCAUCUGGAGGCGUCGUGUCGGACGUCCCGCCGCCCGCAGCCCCUCAGUCGCAGCGAUCGUCCAAACCCUCAACCCAGAAAGACUGCACGGCCCCACGGCUGCCGCCAUCCUGCAAGGACGUCCCAGAAAAACCCACAUCAGGGUCCUCGAGGGAGAACGCCGCCUCCUCAGCAGCUCGUCCCGAACGCAACACGAGCCUCGCCACCGCCGCAGCAUCUGACCCGCAGUGCAAGAGGUCCGAACCCCAGACGGCCACCAACGCCGCGUCCGCCUCAUCGCAACAAGACAAAGCGACCAACAAGAAGACGUAGCAGCAGAACACGGACAACCAGAACAACACGGGACAGAUCACAUGGCGCCGUGCCGAGGUGUCAAAACUAUCACACGACCACGACGACGACGUUGUUUCAUGUCAAGAAGGAAAACGAGCGAGUCGGAGACAGAUGUGGUUCCAUUCCAGCGGUUCUGUUCUUCUUCAUGUUGGUGUGAGUUGUUUUUUCGUGUCCUGACGCUUUUUGGUUUCCUGCUGUCAGACUAAAAAACCAACGAGGAAGUCGACGUUCAUUCUCGUUUCUGUUCGGGACCGGAGAUAAAAGAGCUCGGUGGUCCGUCGCACGACGACACGGUUUCCUCUUCAUCUGCUGCUACUGUCACCUUCAGAUCCCUUCCUCUCCUCCGCCAUGACCGGGAUCAGAUCACGUCCACGUGGCGCCCGGCGUGCGUUCAGCAAACUGUGUUAAACACAUUACAGUGGGUUUAAAAUCUGCACCGUCAACGUUCAGUUAGCAUCAAGAUAACAAACAAAUAACAUUCUCCUGCUGUUGGAUUAGUUCAGAUGAGAUGAGAUUAGAUCAGACCAGAUCAAAUCAGAUCAGAUCAAAUCAGAUUAGAUCAGAUCAAAUCAAAUCAGAUCAGAUUAGAUCAGAUCAGAUCAGAUCAAAUCAGAUU